AUGUGCCCUCAAGUAGCAAAUGAUGGCAAGGUUAUUGGCGAUGAAGACUGCUUAUACCUGAAUGUUUAUUCACCAGUGAAGAAUACUUUUAAGGGUGUCUUAUUGCCAGUGAUGGUAUGGAUUCACGGAGGAGGAUUUUUUGGGGGAAGUGCAGGCCCAAGUCAAUUUGAUCCCAAGUAUCUUCUAGAGAAGGAUAUUGUCCUUGUUGCAAUGAAUUACCGUUUGGCAAUUUUAGGGUUUUUCUCUACAGGGGAUUCAGUUGCUCCAGGAAACUUUGGAUUAAAGGAUCAAAAUUUUGCUCUAAAGUGGGUCCAAAAAAACAUUCAAUUUUUUGGAGGUGAUCCAAAUCGAGUUACGAUUUUUGGAGAGAGUGCGGGAGGCGCUAGUAUAAAUUUUCAUGCAAUCUCAGACGCAUCUAAUGGACUAUUUCACCAAUAUAUUAUUGAAAGUGGAAGUGUGCUAGCAGCUUGGUCUUAUCGGGAAAGAAGUCUGUUUAAACCUCACGUAGAUAAAGUUGCAAAAAAAUUGGGCUGUCCCAUAAAUAGUUCUGCUGAUGUUGUCAAGUGUUUAAAAAAACAGACUGCUGCACAAUUACUGACUGCAUUAAUAUUCCAAACUUUGGAUUUUCCCGCAUUAAACUGGAUGCCGACAGAUGAGCCCAAAUCAGAAGAAGCAUUUUUGACUGAUAGUCCCGAAAACCUUGUGAAACAAAAUAAAAUGAAAAAUUGUCCUGUCAUCAGUGGUAACGUUCAUGAUGAAGGCCUCCUAGUAACUCUACAAUUAGUUUCACCAAAAAGAUUGCCCGGUCAGGUUUACGUGCCGGAAGGUCCGCCCAGUACGUUCUGUCCGUCAGCGUCCAGGCGAAAUAAUAAAGAAAGAGAGUUUUUUCCUGAACACGCAAUGUCACCAGCAAGUGCUCCAAGGGCGGCGAGUCCAGUAAAAAUUGGAAUAAAUGUAAAAAAAUUACCAACUUUUGAGGUUAGGGAUAAAAUACGACGUGCUCUCACCUAA
Messenger RNA from Belonocnema kinseyi, 1011 nucleotides. RefSeq names its product esterase FE4-like. The record is from RefSeq and is a predicted model, not a curated record. NCBI's taxonomy places the organism in Eukaryota, Metazoa, Arthropoda, Insecta, Hymenoptera, Cynipidae. The coding region runs from base 1 to 1011 and encodes 336 amino acids. The transcript is spliced from 5 exons.